Molecule: messenger RNA, 1583 nt
Organism: Ochlerotatus camptorhynchus
Lineage: Eukaryota; Metazoa; Arthropoda; Insecta; Diptera; Culicidae
Exons: 2
Coding region: 89-1447 (452 amino acids)
Source: RefSeq, a predicted model, not a curated record
GCCGCGUUUGGCGGUUUAGUUAGACUUAGAGUGCGGUUCGGGUUGGAUGUUUUGCGGUUUGCUGUGGUAUUUCGAUUCGUGAACGGAAAUGGCGCACCUCUGGAAUGCGCCGUGGUUGAUGUUGCUGUUGGCAGUUAUCACGGUAAACUCGAUGCACAUUCCCGAAGAUAUGGAGAUACUGGAAGGCUACGAUCUGGACUCGGCUGGAACGGAAAUCAAUCCUGAGGAUGAUUUCUACGAGCAGCGAAGUUUGCUGGAACCGUUUUACUACCGAGCGAUCCGCGACAAGCGGGAAAUUCCUUAUAGGGUUUUGGAGUCACCGGGGUUGCGAAGCCACUUCCGACAGUCAGUUGACGCUCAAGAGUUCCGCAACGAUCAGGAUCGUUCGGUGCACAAAAGGCAAAGACGAAGCACUGAGAACGAAGACGAUGCUGCAACGGAGGAGCCAAAACCAACCGAAGAGCUGCCAACACCGGCCAGGCAGAUGAUGAACGAACGCACCAUGGAAGUGUGGGCGAAAACUCCCUAUCAGGCGAAGAAACCGAUGAAGGAAGAGGAAAUGGAUUCCGAAGCGGAAGCUUCCAUGAUGAGCGAAGGCAUCAAAGCGAGAGCUCCUCGAGUAAACUUCAUCACGCAGAAGAAGUUCAAUUCCGGUCAAUCGGAAGCUCGCGAUGAGAAGGAUAAGGUCAUCCCGGAGUUGUAUCGCAAACCACUGGCAAGACUCUACUACGAAUAUCCAGCUGCACCAAGAGCUUACGAUUCGUACUCUUCCCACUCCCAGUCCCCAAUGUACCCAAAGAUCUACAACAAAUACGACGAAUACCAUCGGGACAUGAUGGAUCGGAUGCAUCCACCGGCUCCACACCGUUUCGAUAUGUACUACCAGCGGCGGUACGACAACGACUACGACACCUACUUCCCGCGAUACUCAUUCCCCAGCUAUUACUACUACCCUGACAAACGGUUCGACGUUCCAUCGUACUACCGUGAUCGGAACUAUCUCCUAACGAAUGACGUCAUGGAUCCGCCAGUGAUCCCGUCCAGAAACCGCCGCAUCAUCUACUACGCAACGCUACCGGAAGUAGUGCGAACCCCUCCGAAUGUUGACCUACGGUAUCGGAAUUACAACAAGUACCCUAACCGGUACGAUCCGUUCUACCCGACGAAGGCACCGUACAAAGCGUCCACUGAUCGGAACCCGAGUGCUGGUGGUGGUGGUGGUGGUGGUGGUGGUAGUGGUGGUGACAGAAAGGACGACAAGUACGUCAGCUCGACACCGAUCAAGAUCGUCCGGGACCUGGAAGCGCAGCAGGAGACACCCGGGUCAAGCAAUUCGGCCGGUAGACGGCAGUAUUCGGUGAACAUUGGCGGAGGAAGGAGCAACAACAACUACCAGGAAGGGGCGCGACACGAGCAGGAUCGGUCGUACUUUGGAAGGCAUCAUUGAGUGGGACGAGAAGUAGAUUAGAUUUGAUAAGCUGUAGAUUGUAGAUUUCUGUAGAUUAGCGGUAGUGUAGACGGUUGUGAGUUUGUAUGAUGAUCGAUAGUAAUAAAGAUGACUUCGUUUUCUACCUAAACAUAAA